Trichoplusia ni (cabbage looper) is the source of this 2730-nucleotide messenger RNA. Its product is annotated as cytochrome P450 6B7-like. The coding region runs from base 614 to 2146 and encodes 510 amino acids. The transcript is spliced from 2 exons. Gene Ontology annotation, molecular function: oxidoreductase activity, acting on paired donors, with incorporation or reduction of molecular oxygen; iron ion binding; heme binding. NCBI's taxonomy places the organism in Eukaryota, Metazoa, Arthropoda, Insecta, Lepidoptera, Noctuidae. The record is from RefSeq and is a predicted model, not a curated record.
AUAAAAUUAAAAGGAGUCGAGGAUCAUAAGGAAAUGGAAUGAAAAUUAUCACGGCAUCGCCCUUGGGUACCGGUUAUAGCUGCAAAAUCAUCUUUAACCCAAUCGAAUAAAAGUAGCCCGAGUUUAUCCGUGGUGAAAGCUACCUUCAUUACAAAUUUCUUCGAAAUCGGACCAGUAGUUUGAGUGUGAUGAGGUUAAAAAUAUAUACACAUACAUACAAACACACACACAUUUGCUUUUAUAACAUAGUUAUAGCCACUAGAAGCAGCUGAUUGAAAAGCUACAUACAACCUAAAGAAAUAUUGCAGUUACUUUGUGGAAAAGAUAUACCCAUUCUUCAGCAUGCAGUGCCCUGGCUUGCUGCCAUUACUUCCAAAACUACUGGAAAAGUAUGCAAGCAUGAUGAGAAAACAUAUUUUUAAACCUUCCUCAAAAUGUACAUUACCAACCAUCGCAAAAACAAGAAAUAUAAGCAAACUUUAACCCGAAACAUUAAUCAAUCUUUUGCACAAAUAGGCACCUAUUUACAUAAAUAUAAAUGCGUAUUAUGCAACAGUAAUAGCCGUAUUUACGAAUCUAUACUCAGUGAAAACUUAACGGAAGACGGUGCAAAAUGAUUGUUAUUGCAAUCAUUCUUAUUUGUAUCUUACUUUAUAUCCAAGGAACGAAAAAUUUUAAAUACUGGGAAAAGAAAGGCAUACAAUACUGCAAACCGACCCCUUUCUUUGGAAACAGUUUGAGGAAGUAUUUGCGUAAGAUCAGUCCCACUGAUCAACUAGCGGAAAUCUAUAGAAACUUUCCUGGACAAAAAUGUGUGGGAUGCUUCGAAUCCAACCACAGGAGCCUUGUUCUUCGCGAUCCACAGUUAAUUAAACAUGUUCUUGUGACAGAUUUCCUCAAUUUUUAUCCAAAAGGCAUGAAUAUACAUGAGACUGAGCCGCUUAUGAACAAUUUGUUUUCCGCUGAUGGUGAUUUGUGGAAAGUUUUACGACAGAACAUGAGUGUAGCGUUCACGACUGGAAAACUGAAAUCAAUGUUCCCAGUACUUUUAGACCAGGCUAAAAGUCUGGACGAAGUUGUUUUGAAGUGUUCGGAAAAUGAUCAAGAGAUUGAUGUGAGGGAUUUAAUGGCUAGAUACACAACGGACGCCAUUGCUGCCUGCGGUUUCGGCGUAGACGCGAAUUCUUUAAACGAUGAAACUUCGAUCUUUAGAAAAUUGGGAAAAAGAAUCUUUAAUGUCAACUUACGUGAUUACCUUGUCUUCAUGUUAAAGUUCCUUGCGACCGACACAUUCAAAUACUUAAAUUUCUUCGCCCCGGAAGUGGAAAAGAAAAUAUACGGAAUCGUCAACAGUGUUAAGGAAGCCCGAAAUGGCAAGCCAAUAGGGAGAAAAGAUUUCAUGGAUAUUCUACUAGAAAUGCAUAAUAAGAAAACAAUAAUCGGUGAAUCGUUGACCAAACGCGACGAAAAUGGUGUCCCAGAAAAAUGUGAGAUCGUUUUAAACAGUGAAUUGUUAACGGCACAAGCGUUUAUACUUUUUGGCGCGGGAUACGAGACGUCGGCGGCUUCUAUAAGCUUUGUACUAAACCAAUUAGCUUACAAUAAAGAGAUACAAGAGAAAUGCCAAAAAGAAAUAGACACAGUUCUAGAAAAACACGGAAAGAUAUGUUACGAAGCAAUCAGUGAAAUGAAAUAUCUCGAAAUGGUUUUUAAAGAAGGUCUACGUAUGUUUCCACCAAUAGGUUUUUUAAUAAGGAAGUGUGCAAGGGAAUACACGUUUCCAGACACCAAUUUGACGAUAGACAAAGGGGUUGUGGUUUUAAUUCCGUUGCAAGCAAUGCAGAAUGAUGAGAAAUACUUUGAAGAGCCGGAUAAGUUUAUCCCGGAGAGAUUUCAUCCUGAUAACGCGCGGGAAAUGAAACAGUUUUCGUUUCUGCCGUUCGGGGCUGGACCACGAGCUUGUAUUGGUCAAAGGUUCGGCAUUCUCGGUUCGCUGACCGGCCUGGCCACCAUUUUAAGCAAGUACACAGUGGUGCCAUCUAUGAACAGCCGGAGAAAGCUGAUGACAGAUCCAACCAUCGCUCUAGUGCAGAAUAUAAAAGGCGGGAUACCUUUAAAAUUUGUAAAGAGAGAGGUUACUUGUUAAAAAAACAAAACAAGACAAGACAAAAACAAGGUCUGCAAUUAUUGUUCGCUGGUCAACUAUUUCUGGCAAUUUUACACUAUCUUAUGUAAAGUAGGUGUUUUUCGGUCAUCAAAUGUUCGGGCUACAGUUAAGACAAUAUCAGUGUCUGUCUCACACAUCGUACAUAAAUAAAUAAAGUAUAUGGCACGAUGUUUAUAUUGAUAACUAUUCCUUCAUCGAAAUAUCCCAGGUACAUUGUUAUGUAUCGGUAGUAUAUUUUAAGAAUGGAGUUUUUCAUUUGGGCACCACGCGUAUACAGCCAUUAUUCUAACUAUUUAGAAGUAGGUACCUACAAAAAAUAUGUACUUGAAAUAUUGAUUUUGUUUCCAAUAAUUUUAGGCGUCUUUAGACUAGCUUACUUUGAGGUCCAUUAUAACAUUGGCAUUGUCGGUAUUUUCACUAUACUAGGUUAAUAAUAUAUGCGAUCACUAGUCCAGCGUAUUAAAUGACUAUGUAUUUUGUCAUAGGUGAUAGAUGAUAGGUGCAUAACUAAAUAAAACAAGACCAAUAAAUAGACUUUCAAUAAACUUUAAUCUUUAUAAUAA